CGAGGUGGCCGCGGGCGCGGCGGGGCGGGGCGCGCUUUGCCCCUGCCCACGGGAGUGCCGGGGAGGUGGGCAGGGCCGGGGCGGGGGCGAGGCCGGAGGAGGGCGCGUCGGCGCCUUGGUGAGGAUGGGAGUCCCGGGGACCCGGAGCUGAGCGACCCAGCGCACGGCGGGAGGGCGAGCCCGAGGAAGGCGAGCCUCGCUGUUCCUCCGGGAGCCCAACACCGUUCCCGCGCCGCCACGAUGAUCCCUCCGAGCGGUGCCCGAGAGGACGGCGUGGACGGGCUGCCCAAGGAGGCGGCGAGCGCCGAGCAGCCACCCUCUCCUGCAUCCACCAGCAGCCAGGAAUCCAAGCUCCAGAAACUAAAACGAUCACUUUCUUUCAAGACCAAGAGUUUACGGAGCAAAAGUGCUGACAACUUCUUCCAGCGAACCAGCAGCGACGUGAAGCUGCAGGCGGACAUGCUGGCUGAGGUCAGCCCCAGCUCCAGCCCACUCCCGGCUCCGGGAAGCCUGACGUCCACGCCCACCAGGGCUGGCCUGCACCCAGGUGGAGGCGGCAAGGCCCACGCCUUUCAGGAACACAUCUUCAAGAAGCCCACUUUCUGUGAUGUCUGCAACCACAUGAUCGUGGGAACAAACGCUAAGCACGGACUGCGCUGCAAGGCCUGUAAGAUGAGCAUCCACCACAAGUGCAUGGACGGCCUGGCAUCCCAGCGGUGCAUGGGCAAGCUGCCAAAAGGGUUUCGGCGUUACUACAGCUCCCCCUUGCUCAUUCAUGAACAAUUUGGAUGCAUUAAAGAAGUUAUGCCCAUUGCCUGUGGCAACAAGGUAGACCCCGUCUAUGAGACCCUCCGCUUCGGCACCUCCCUGGCCCAGAGAACAAAGAAGAGCAGCUCCGGCAGUGGCUCUGAUUCACCUCACAGAACCUCUACUUCAGAUCUUGUGGAGGUUCCUGAAGAAGCUGACGGAGGGUACGACCUACGGAAACGCAGCAACAGCGUGUUUACGUAUCCAGAAAAUGGCACUGACGAUUUCAGAGACCAAGCAAAGAACAUAAACCACCAGGGACCUCUUUCCAAAGACCCAUUACAGAUGAACACCUAUGUUGCCUUGUACAAAUUUGUACCACAGGAGACUGAAGAUUUGGAAAUGAGGCCAGGAGACAUGAUUACUCUUCUAGAAGACUCCAAUGAAGACUGGUGGAAAGGGAAAAUUCAAGACAGGAUUGGCUUCUUUCCAGCCAACUUUGUUCAGAGAGUACAACAAAAUGAGAAGAUUUUUAGAUGUGUUAGAACCUUCAUUGGGUGUAAGGAACAGGGGCAGAUAACACUGAAAGAGAAUCAGAUCUGUGUGACUUCUGAAGAAGAGCAAGACGGCUUUAUCAGAGUCCUCAGUGGAAAGAAGAGAGGCCUCGUCCCCCUCGAUGUCCUAGAAGACAUCUGAUUGCUGGCCGCUCCUCCUUCUGCAGUAGGCAAGCUCUGCUGCGAUGCCUCAUCUCACACUGUGUCAACCCAGAGGAGCUGCCGCACUGACCCGGCCACCCAGGAAACAGUGAGACAAGACUCAAGGAUCUGAGACUGUGGACGAACAGCCACAAGACAGAGGGCCCAUCGCACAGCAUAUCCAGGCUGCCCAAGGAGGGGAUGAAGCUGAGAGAGUCGGCUGGCAGAGCGGAGCGCCAUACUCAGCAGGGGCAGCAGGGCAGCAACCACAGCUGUCCGCCAGGACUCAACUCCCGCCCUGUCUGUGUGGUGUAAGUUAACCUGCUGGAAUGUGCCCCAAGUUUGCAGUGCGGCCCCAGUGUGAGGCUCAGAUCCAUGCAGCCAAGUGUGAUUCUGGUUCCAGACCUUUGUCCCCAGCCCCAACCAAUCAGCAUCAUCAUAUUUGAGACCCCAAGCAGUCUCUCAGCAGAGCAUCAGGAAGUCCUACUUCCUAGCCCCCAACAUUCCAGUGUACCCCUCAGGCCCCCUAACUUUGUGAUUGCGCUGUCUCUUCUGUCCUCUGAGUAAAUCCUGGUGGUGUGCAUUAGAUGUGAGGACUAAGGUGACGUGGCACUAACUGCAAAGACCUAUCUGCCCAAAGAUGGCUGAUGGGCACACCCUCCUGCUGCUCUAGUUACUGACAGAGGUAACAGAACAAGAUACGAGGCAUAGAUACAAAGGGCGACGUCGGGGGAAGAUGGAGCAAAGAGCCCUUAUUUAUUGAAGGUUAUACAGCCCCUUCAGUUAUGAAGGGCUUUCCCCAAGGCGAUGGAGCUAGGUAGGAGAAGGUGGGAAAAAGUCUCGAUAAUGAGCUCCAUUUUUAUGUUACAUGCUCUGUGCUGGGGAGCAGGCAGCAUUUUUCCCUCAUGCCAUCAGGUAGGACUCCAUUUUGGAGGUUGAGCCCAACUUACAGGGAACCAGAAACAUGGAGGAGAAUGAAAAACAGCAUCUUAGGAGAAAAGUAGCCAAAUUGGAAUCCAUUCUUCUUUAGGGCAGUAUAUUAUACCCUAGCAGAGGUAAAAUGGGAAAGAAUCCUUAAUGCUUCAUCCCUCUGAAAGCAGAGGAACUUAGGGCCUAUUUGGCAUCAACUAGGGGAAUCUCUAUUACUCUGUACUUAUACUAAUGUUUACAAGAAUGCAAUAUACUGUGAUGCCUUCCUCCUCAAGCCUCCUCCUGGCAUUCAAACUUGCAUCCUAUUAGUCAUUAAUACAGUUAAACUGCAAUUCACAGUGACCUUGGAAUCAAUGUCAGUUUGGUUUAUUUUGUUACAGAGCAAUAAAAUCAUUAGAAAAAUUGGUUUUGAAAAGACUUAAGUGGAUGCAUCUGUGCAUGUAAACGUUAUUUGCCAAACCAAAGCAUCAUUAGUCGUCAUUUAUUUCUUUUGUUACUGUUCAGUAUGAAGUUGGGAGCUGAGACGGGGUGGCUGCUGGUUUCACAGUAGUUUGGAUGCCUUACUCUCAUUUUAAAGCCAGCAUCCAGAAUUUCCUCCCUCUCUGACACAAUGUGCAAAACUGAAUGUACAGAGUCAAGAUGGAUUCUUUGAGAGCCAGAAUGAAAGAUAUGACUGCUAUUCUAUAAAAUAUAAUGCCAGAGUAUAAACGCUCUUUGCCUCUAAUUCAAUAUUCCAUUUAAUAAAGAUAACACAGUGGCCAGAAAGAGCAUAGAAAAACAUGUGUCGCGAUCUCUUCUUUCUGGUGGAAUAUCCACUGAAGCUUUUGGAUACAGUGAUGUCACAUCCUAUGCAAGUUUAAUUUGCACUAAAAAAUCAGUUUGCCUUUUGAAGUUGAACAGAAGGAGGCUGUGGUAGCCAGCCUCCAAGCUGAUCCUCCAAUGAUCCCUGCCUCCUGAUAUCCUCGCCUUUGUGUAACUCCGUUCCACAUGGAGUCAGGGCUGGUCUUACAUGACCAAUAGAAUACGGCGAAAGUGAUACUGCACCACAUCUGAUGCUAGGUCACAAAAAUCCUUGCAGCUUCUGCCUUAAUCGUUUGGAACACUCAGCCUUGAAACCCUGAGCCACCAUGUUAAGUUUAUCUCCUAUCAGGCCACCAUGGAGGAGAGACCCAGUGGAGAGACCGCACAUUUCUGUGGCUAAGCGCCCAGAUAUCACCAAGCAGAAAUCGUCCUGCUGAGUCCUGCCCAAGUUCUAGAUUUAUGAGAAGAUAAAUAUGGUUUGUUUUUUUAAAAUCACUAAGUUUUGGAGUGAUUUGUUAUACAGAAAUAGAUAACUGAAAGAGGGACUUUGUAAGUGUGCCAGCGUUAGAAAGGAGAAAAAAUACUCUUUCUGCACAGCCAGGCCCAACAGUUUUUGCAAACAUCAGGUAUUGGAAGGUGCUUAACCCUCCAAAUGCAAGAUGUAUAGCAUUCCUUAAAGAUCUGGAGUCAUCCAGAUAUCAAAGAAAGAGCAAGAUGUUCCUCAAAGCGCAGAUUGCCAUAAUGCUUACACACACACAGAAAUUUUAGGAGCCAUAGUUCUGUUUCUCCUCCUGCCUGUCUGCAGAAAGGGCAAGAACAGCGAUUGCUAUUACCUACCAAAGUCUUGAAGGUUUCCAAGACUCAAGAAAUGUCUGGAAGAAAGGCUUUCAGAAUGGAGAUGAGAUGAAGACCUUAGGAUACAGACUCUGGUGAGGGGACAGGGAAGGAGGGGAAAGUGCUAAUAUGAAGAAGAAAAAAGGUAUCUGGGGGGAUAUUCUUCAUAGUCUGAGGGAACAGCCUUGUACCCGCUCACCUCCUGCCCCUGCCUCCAGCUAAGGGAUGGCACAUAUCCAGCUAAACCAGGAGAGCUGUGCCCUAUACUUUACUACCAGUGCUGUAGGACUUGGAUUCUAUCAUGAUGAAUUUGAAAUUAAUAACUCAUUGAACUUUCCUCUGUGCUCCAGAAGAUGAAGAAUAAAACUUCUUUCACCCCCAUCAUUUGUAGACAUCUGAAUCACCUUUAAUGUGAGCAGUGGGGCUGCAAAGAGAGCCUAUGUGUAGAGGUCCAACUGGCUACCAGCACAGUUGAUUUCACAGGCCACUUUUCCUGCCCAACUCUACAUGACAAACACACACACCCACAUGCACACACACUCCCAUCGAGAGGAAGAGUCCAGGAUCUGGGCUACAUAUUGAAAGCAUCUAGUAGGCUGACACAUGGUAGGAGCUUAUCAGAGCUAGUCCUCUUUGCUAUUAAAGGGAGAAAAAUAAAAUCAGUUGGAAGAUCACAACACAUGUAAAUAGCCUGGUGCCAAGUACUGCUAAAAGGCAGGAAAACAUCUUGGAAGUUCAAAAGCUAGUCCAGGCCACUGGCUGCUCCAAGGAGAAGAGAGCCAGGAAGGAAACAUACUAUUGGCCCCAGCCUAGAGCCAGGCCCAAGCAGCUGUGAAAAAGUGUUGUGUGUUCAAAAAGAAGCUUAGAUUCAAUAAAGUGAGCCAGACUUUUUCAAUCAAGACUUCUCAGAGCCUUUAAUUUGCUAAUUUUGAAGGUGAAUCUGUAAAAGGGGAUUUAAAACUAUGGAACACCUAUUAGCAUGAACUAGAACACACCAAGGAACGUAGUUUGGAAAAUACUGCGGUAGAGAACUCUCAUAUAAUGUGGGGUCUGCCUAAGAGCCCCAGUGCUCCCUGAUGGCCCCUCUCUUUCUGCAUCUCACUAGGAUACCUGUGAAGUCUUGAAAAGGACAAAAGUGCACAAUCAUAGUAAAAAUGAAGGCUGAAAGACAAUCUACUCUUGAAUCUGUAGAGAAUAGGAGAAAGUUGGGACCUCUGUCCCCAAGGGAUGGAAAACUCAGGAGUAAGAGUAGCUUUAUUGUGUUCCCAUAGCUUUAGCAAAUACUGACCAGCAGGGCGUAGGCUGGUAUAAAUCUGAGAGUAAAAGAAAGUUCAGCAUCGCCCAAAAUAGUAGCCCCGUGAAACUGAGUGAGCAGGUGUGCUCCACAGUUUUAUCCCAAAACAAAAGCCCUUACAAACAACUCGGACAAAAAAAUAAAACUAGUUUAAUGACAUCCUCUAACAAUCUGUUCACUUUUGCUCAGUUGCCAUUCUGUUGUGUGUUUUGUACAACACCUGGUGUUUUUGACCCUUGGAACAUGUUUUUUCUUAGCUUCCAAUAAGGAAAUUUAAAUAGUCCUCAAUCUUCCUGUGGGUAAUGGAAACUUUUAACUGUACCUUGAAAUUUUAGCCAGAUGAUAGCAAUUUAUUUUAGAGCUCCUUUUUAAAAAUGAAAAAGUGGCUGAUUUUUUUAUUAUCUCAUCAUCAAGUUUAAACAGCUAUUGAAAAACUCCCAUGUCUUCAUGGAAGUCAGGAUGUACUAAAGCCCCGAAAAUAUACCUUAGAAAAGUAUAAUACCUAUUUCCAAGAAAAAUGGUGGAUCAUCUUCAGAUUUCCUCCACUGGCCUCAUUUACUCAGUUUCUCAGAUUACUCACCUGAUCCCAUCUUUUUUUAUGCAUGGCAAUAUUUUUCUUUGUCUAUCUUCUCUUUUUAAACUAGCUUCUUGAAAUUAUGUACUUGGUUCAUUUACUUUCAUUCCUUAUUAAGGUGAAAAAAAAAAUCAUCCAAGGUUAUGACUUUUCCUCUGAGUUCAGCUUUGACUGUAUUAAAGUUUUCCCAUUUUCAUUCAUUUCUAAAUACUCUGUAAUUACAGUUUUUAUUUUUUUCUUAGAUUUUUUAAUUUCAUGUGUGUGUGUGAUUAAAACCAUUGUGCAUUGUGGUCAGAAAAUACAGUUCAUAUGGCUUCUGCUUGAGGAAUUGAUUAGCAUUUUAUUUUGUGCCCUAAAAUACCAGUUAUCUUUAUAAAUGUUCAAAGAAUUCGGCAAAAAAGAAAAGUUAUGUCUGCAGUGUAUAAAGUUAAAUAUGU
Equus quagga is the source of this 6312-nucleotide messenger RNA. It is a transcript of the gene STAC, whose product is annotated as SH3 and cysteine rich domain. The record is from RefSeq and is a predicted model, not a curated record. Bases 241 to 1443 code for a protein of 400 amino acids. Gene Ontology annotation, biological process: skeletal muscle contraction; positive regulation of protein localization to plasma membrane; positive regulation of voltage-gated calcium channel activity. The transcript has 11 exons. NCBI's taxonomy places the organism in Eukaryota, Metazoa, Chordata, Mammalia, Perissodactyla, Equidae. Gene Ontology annotation, molecular function: transmembrane transporter binding. Gene Ontology annotation, cellular component: extrinsic component of cytoplasmic side of plasma membrane.